Messenger RNA from Phytophthora infestans T30-4, 366 nucleotides. RefSeq lists its product as uncharacterized. The record is from RefSeq and is a predicted model, not a curated record. The transcript is spliced from 2 exons. Bases 1 to 366 code for a protein of 121 amino acids. NCBI's taxonomy places the organism in Eukaryota, Oomycota, Peronosporomycetes, Peronosporales, Peronosporaceae.
AUGGCGAAGGAGAAGAUAUCGUCUAGGUCAUGGCCCGAACACUACCAGUACUUAGUGUACGUGGCUGAGCGGUCCGGUAACUCCGAGCAAUGCGUCUUGCAGUGCUUAUGCAAGUCAGCACCUGCAUACCUUCAGAGGGCGAUGUUGACGCGUCUCAACUCGCAGCGCAUGGAUCAUUUGCAGCAAGCCGCGGAGCUGGUUUCGUUCGCGAUCGAAUACGAGGCCAACACAGCAAAGUUAGGCAACGGCAACGGGUGUAGCAAGAGCAAUCGAGGUGGCCAUGGACGAGGUGGUCGCGGCCAUGGAAGUGGCAACGGUGACCAAAACGGACGCGGUGGCGGUUUUGUCGCUCGAUCGGGCAUUUAA